CACCUACCUUCAUACCAUAUAAAAGCACAAUCAAUCACUAUGGGUGCGCUUCGAUCUUGUUGCAUGCGGCCACGACUUCGGCACCUUCUGGACAGCUAGAUUGCGGAAACACUCAAGGAUUAUGUGGCAGCAUCUCUAUCUCGUUUCCCUUGCUACUUGGGUCACAGCCUUGCCGACCCAGAGCUCUUCCUCCUCCGGCAGCAUCCACCUCACAAGUCGACGCCGUGCCAUAGUCUCUGAAUCCGGACGCGUCCUUCCAGAAGUCCUCACAGUCUUCAAUAACACACUCAAGAAGUACAACGUUGGAAGCUACAUAGCUCCAUACCCUGGUCUCGAUGGCACACUGUCAAGACGGCAAUCACCAGUCCCGCUCGUGGACCAAUGCGCCAAUGGUGGAAACGAUCUUUUGUACUACGGACCGAUUAAGAUCAGGGAUAAAACGUUUACGAUUGACUUCGAUACUGGGUCCGCAGAUUUUUUUGUGCCGGGUUCGGCUUGCGGAACCCAGCAGGGCUGUGCGGGAUCUUCGAAGUACGAUGGCGCAGGGAGAGACCUAGGGAAUACAACGUCUGUUACCUACGGCUCAGGAGCCGUUACAGGGAAGAACUAUCUCGACACAGUUACAGUAGGAAACUUAACUGCGACAGAUACAAAUGUGAUUGCAUUGUUGCAAGCGAAAGGGUUCAGUAAUUCACAGUCGGAUGGGUUGAUGGGGAUGGCUUUCUCGAAAUUAGCAAAUGCAAAGCAACCGACAUUCGUCGAGAGACUGAUCGCGGAGAACAAGAUUUCAUCAAAGGAAUUUUGCUUCUAUCUUGGCCGCUGCUCGGAUAACAGCGGUUCCACGUCUGAGAUGACCAUCGGUGGACGGAAUCCCUCCAAAUUCACCGGAACAUUUACCACAGUGCCACUCAAGAAGCAAGAUUACUGGCGUGUUGCCAUUGAUGGCGUCAAGGCGGGAGAUAUACCCGUCGCUAUUCCAGGAGAUGCGAUUAUCGACACUGGAACCACGGCUGUUGUCGCCUCACCUGCGUACGCAGUUCCGAUUAAUGAAGCUAUAGGAGGAAUCCCAGUUCCUCUUGGAUCAACAGGGUCGUUGGAGUUGAUUGCCUAUGCCAUUCCAUGCGACUCCAAAACCCAAAUCGCGCUCACAUUUGCGGGUCAAGACCUUGUCAUGAACAGCAAAGACAUGACCAUCGGCACCAUUGACAUAUCUUUCGCUACCCUUCUCAAUCAUGCGCCUCUCAUCUCCCGGGUGAAAGCCGCGGAAGCUAACCCUUCGGCUGUGUUGUGUCUGAGCAGUAUUCUGCAAGCGGAUGUAGGUGUGACAAUGAAUCCACCCGUAGCGAACUUUAAUAUAAUUGGGGACAGCUUCUUGAAGAAUUGGUACAGUUGUUUUAGUUAUAAUGGUGCGUCGGGGCAGCCAGGGGUGUUGUUUGCUAAGAGCAUUUGAGUUAGAGAGUGUAUAAUGAGGGAGAUAAAU
Lindgomyces ingoldianus is the source of this 1480-nucleotide messenger RNA. RefSeq names its product acid protease. The transcript is spliced from 3 exons. Lineage: Eukaryota; Fungi; Ascomycota; Dothideomycetes; Pleosporales; Lindgomycetaceae. Gene Ontology annotation, biological process: proteolysis. The record is from RefSeq and is a predicted model, not a curated record. Gene Ontology annotation, molecular function: aspartic-type endopeptidase activity. The coding region runs from base 122 to 1450 and encodes 442 amino acids.